This is a messenger RNA of Suillus subalutaceus, 654 nucleotides long. RefSeq lists its product as uncharacterized. The transcript is spliced from 3 exons. NCBI's taxonomy places the organism in Eukaryota, Fungi, Basidiomycota, Agaricomycetes, Boletales, Suillaceae. The coding region runs from base 1 to 654 and encodes 217 amino acids. The record is from RefSeq and is a predicted model, not a curated record.
AUGGCUCUAACAUAUCCAAUCGCUGUUCGCCCUCUAGCAGACACGUUUCCUGAACUGGCCCAGAUCCCCACUUUAGUAAACCAUAGGAUCAAUGAAGGUGAUGAGAAUGCUGCACACAGUGCGGAGAUGACGGUGCACGAACUCGAAACCCUUAGGCCUGCUGUAGCGGGAAUCUUAGAUGCAGCUGGCACUGUUGGGGGUGACAACAUCUUAGCUAAUCUGGACGAGAUCAGAAGGACUGGCAACGACAAUCGUGCAACUCUGCAACAGAUCCAAGAAUCAAUACAACAACAACAUGCAACACUGCAAAGGAAUGAAGCCAUGAUCGCCAACAUUCGACUAGCGAAUCAAAACAACAUGGUACCCCAUGACCGAGAUAAUUACACUCCACUCCAGAAAACAACAAUUGGACACGGACAUGGUCUAGCGAUGCAAGCGUCCCGGCCGGACAAUGUUAAUUUGAUCCCUCCCAUUGCUGCCAUUCAAGUUGCUGAAGUAGGAACCUGCCCGGCUUUCUGGAAUCCUGUCGCCGACGGGUACACAAUGAGGACCAUAUCCCAGUUGAUAAUCUUCUAUAACAAUGAUUUUGGAAUCCAGCCGGCUGAUAACAUGGAUGUUAGGAAGUCCAAAUUUCGUCGUUGGUUGUGUUCUUAA